This is a messenger RNA of Phragmites australis (common reed), 2402 nucleotides long. RefSeq lists its product as uncharacterized. The transcript is spliced from 9 exons. The record is from RefSeq and is a predicted model, not a curated record. Lineage: Eukaryota; Viridiplantae; Streptophyta; Magnoliopsida; Poales; Poaceae. The coding region runs from base 915 to 2402 and encodes 495 amino acids.
ACAACAUGCUUUGAAAGGGGCAAUAAAGAUAGCUUCAUAACAGGAAACAAGACAUAUUAUGGUAUUAUAAAGGAAAUUAUUGAACUGGACUAUCAUCACAAAGGAUAUGUGGUGGUUUUCAAGUGUGAUUGGGUUGACAACCGUGCACAAGAUAAAUGGGUCAAAACUGAUCAAUUUGGUGUAACCACAGUCAAUUUCAAGCACUUAUUCAACACCGGUGAGCGGAUAUUAGAUGAGCCAUUUAUUUUAGCAUCACAGGCAGCUCAAGUGUACUAUGUUCCAGAUCCAAUUGAACCUGAGUGGUUUGCAGUUGUUCAAUCAAAACCAAGAGAUAUGUAUGACAUGGAUGAUAUUGCUGAGAAUGAGAACCUAAAUAAUAAUCAUUUUGUGGAACUGCCUGAUCUCCAUUCCAAUGUGACUGUAAAUGUUGUUGCCGGUGAUGUCCCUUGUGUUAGAACAGACAUAGAUGGUAUAAUUGUUGAUGCAAAAAAACCUAGAAAGUAAGUUUUGUUUCCAAAGUAUUCCUGCUAUAUCUUUACAUUUGAGUACUAGACUCUUGCCCAUCUAUUUAUAUUAUCACUAAACCUUAUGUCACUUUGCAGGAGGAAAAAUGCCAAGCGCAGCAAAAAACGGUAAUGAUAGCCUGGCCGCCGAGUAUGACAAGCAGAGGCUUGCAAACAUCGCUGCCAACAAAAGAAGGCUGGCAGCUCUUGAUAUACCGAGUAUGAACACUUCGGUGCAGCAGUGUCAACCCAACAAAAAAGCAAAGAAAAAUCAACAGGCAAGUGAUGUUGCACGUGAACGUCCCAAUUUGCGGCCAAGGCCACAGAGAAAUAGUCAGGAGGAACAUGGCUGUGAAGAAGGUGCCAAUGAAGGUAUUUUAAAUCCUUUCAUAAGAUGUGUCUAUAGCAUAAAUGAUUUAUGGUGAUGUUUCAUGUUUGUCAUGUCAUGUUUCAUAUGUAGAAUUAACUGCUCCAAAUCUUAAUGAUGGAAUACGAGACAAGAGGAAUGGAAGGGGUAUCACUAGAAAGGAGAACAUAUUUUCAAGGACUCCUGAUAUGCCUAAACUCAAAAUUGAACUCAAUGACUAUGGUCAGCCUGUUGGAGAGAAUUCUAAGCAGUUUGCUAGUGUCAUUGGGUGUCAGGUGAGGAAGAAGCUACCACUCCGAUGUGAUGAUUGGAGGCUUGUUGAUCCAGAAAAGAAGUAUGAACUAUGGACUGACUUGCAGACAUUUUAUGAUCUGGAUGAUUCCGCCUUCAAUUGGGUUAUUGCUACAGCAUCAAGAAAAUGGAAGGAGUACAAGUCAACCUUAAAGGAGUUGUAUUUCGAUCCUACAUUAACUGAUGAUGAAUUACUAAGUAGGCGUGAUACAAGAGUCAACGAUGAUGAUUGGAAAUAUCUCAUUGACUAUUGGAGGUCUCCUGAACAUGAAGCUCGCACAUUAAUUGCUAAAGCCAAUCGUGCAAAGUUGAAGCUGACACAUACGUCGGGCAGCAAGAGCUAUGCUCGUUCUGGACAUGAACUGAGUGGUACACUAGGGCGCCCUCCUCGAAGAGACGAGGUCUUUAUCAAAACACAUACACACAAAAAUGGUGUUCCUUCAAGCCAGGCAGCACCAAUAAUUAACAAAAUACAAGACGUUGUUCUAGCUCGGCCAGAAUUGAAGGAUAAAACAAUUCAGGAUGGUGACCUAUUUGCAAAUGCUUGUGGAGAGAAGGAGCCAAGAGGACGUGUCCGUUGUUUGGGUCUAGGACCAACUCCACAAAAUGUGGGCACACCGGGGGUCAAGUGUUACACGCCAACAAGGCUCCAAAUGGAAAUUCUAGCACGUCAAAAAGCUGAACAAAGAGCAGCAGCUCUAGAAUUGCAAAUGAGCCAAGCAAUGGCACGAAUGGACCGUAUGGAGCAAAGGAUGGAGAACACAUCGCAUCAUGGUUCUAAUUCACGAGAGCAUGUGAACACAAACAAUGGAGAAUUUGAAGAUGAGGGACAUCAUCACGAUCAUGAUGAGGAGGGGUAUGCUGCCUCAGACAAUGAGGAUGAGAGCUUGUUUGUCCAACAUGCACCAGCGAGGAACAUUACAUCCACUACAAAGAAUCAUGAUUCCCAUUGCAGUGACAAUGAAAAUCUUGUUGGAAACGAUGUGAUACUAUAUGCUAUUUUGCGAUCUGAUCUCCCUGUGGCCAAAGCAACUGUUAUCUCAACUAAUCCAAACACCGUGCUGGGAGGUCAGCCCCUUGGACGCCAAUUUUGUGAAGUAGUUGUGAAUGUUGUGCUAAAAAGGGAUGCAAUGUUGCCCCAUCCAUAUGCUGAUAUGGAGAUGAUGGCUGAUGCUCUAUCGAUGUCGAUUGCAUGGCCAUACAAGAAAGCAGUGCUGGACGGUGCUAACUACCACUUUUGA